AUGAACGAGAAGCGCCCAGCCGCGGGUCAGAUAACUGGCCAGAGAACCACGGGCAUUCCAAAGCCCUCGUCCCGUCUCCCUUUGCCGAGAUCAAGCAUACCAAUGCCUUCUGCCUCUGCUGCUCCCCGUUCUAUACAACCAGCCGAAACCCCACGUGUCUCGACCCAAUCACUAGCCGCCAGUACCAUACGAAACCCUCGCUUACGCACGUCUUCUUCAAGGGAACAGCUCAAUACUUCAUCCAGCCUACGUCAGUCGCAGAGAUCGAACGCGCCUCCUGUCAGUUCCCAGUCCGCUCUUCGAAAUUCACGGACUAGGAGUCGGAGCACGUCACGCGGGUUGCAAACAAGCAGCUUGCAGACACACCAAGAGGCUGACCAUGUCCCUCCCACGAGGCCCUUGGUCCCCAGAAGACGCCCAUCUGUACAGUUCGUCCAGCCUGCUCAAGAGGUUUCGAUAGAGGAGGACAUUCCACCUACGCAGGAAGGCGAAGACGACCAAGCCACGGCACUUCCGCCAUUGCCCAAUUCUCCCGAGGAAGGCCUUACUUUCGAAGCCCUGUUAUCCCGACCGAAGAAAUCCCGGCUGUCACUCGCAGAGAGGACUAUCGAGACGCUGUCACAACUUCCUUCCUCCCCGGCCCCCAAGCGACGUGGUAGCAACAUGUUCGAUUCAGAUGGUUUCAGAAGGCCGCAGUCGAAAGGAAGCACAGAGUCACGGCCAGGAUCAAGUUAUCAGUCAGAUGGCCCGGGCUCGCGGGCAAGAUCGUUGAGCCGUCCUGGAUCGUCGUUGAACCGUCCUGGGUCGUCGUUAAGCCGGCCUGGAUCGAGCUCCGGCCCAUAUGACAGCCUCUAUAAUGACUUUAGGGCCUCUACAAACACCUACAAGCCGCCACUGACCACUGUUUAUGGCACCCCUUCCAGGGGAAUCUCGGGAGUUGGCUCCCUGACGACCCCUGUUGGCAAGUCCACACCAAAAUUCACACCACGAUCUACUUUGAGCAAGAUGCCAUCUUGGACUUCAUUAUCAGCUUCCGUUGGACCCGGUACACCGAGUCCAGAGAAGUAUGCUCAGGCCUUCUUGCCAAGGUAUGGUUCCAAAACAAUAGCUCCCCGGUCUUUGAAGCCGCGAGCCUCGAUGAACAGGCUCUUCAAGAAACCGUCCAUGCCAUCUCUCGAUAAACCGACAGCUGCCACCAAAGUCCCCGGCAGCCACCCACGCAAGGUUUCCCUUGCCUCUGCCAAGUCAUUCAGUACAUCUGGCGAAGGCCGAAACCUAUCAAGCGCCUCUACCGUGUCGACAACCCCAACCGUUGACUCGGUCGAUGACGCGCCCUCUUCUUCAAGUCUCAAGUCGUCUGCAGCACUGCGGGAGCAGAUAGCAAAAGCAAAGGCUUCAAAACGGGCCGUUAGCCGACAAGUAUCGGGGGCCACGGCGACAGAAGCUGAGGCUUCCGUUGUGCCCACUGAUAACACCUUUGAUUUCGGUUUGUCUGAUGAUCCGUUUGGUCAGCACAGUUUUGAAAGCUCAAACCGCAAAGUUAUGCAGUCUCGGAUCAACACGGCACGGACUACUGGCAGGCUGAACAUCGCUGCCAUGGGUCUGAAAGAGAUCCCCGAGGAUGUGCUGAAUAUGUAUGAUAUGGAAUCCAUCGGUCGAGCCAAUGGUUCCUGGGCCGAAAGUGUGGACUUGAGCCGCUUUGUGGCGGCGGAUAAUGAACUCGAGACAAUUGAUGAUGCGAUCUUCCCGGACAUCGACCCCAAUGAUUUUGAAGAGGAGGACGACAGAGGCCGGAUAUUCUUGGGUCUGGAGUCUGCAGACCUUCAUAAUAACAUGCUAAUCGCGCUACCCAUGGGGCUGAGACGUCUACAACAGCUCACCUUAUUGAAUUUGGCGUCAAACAAGCUGACAAAUAAUUGUCUUGAAGUUAUUUCGCAGUGCACUGCCUUGCGAGACCUCAAGCUAGGAAAUAACUUACUCUAUGGUGCGCUGGAGGAUUGUUUCGUGCUCGAAAAUCUGGAGAUACUCGAUGUCCACGGAAACAACCUCUCGGCGCUGCCUUCUGGAAUCGGUAACAUGAAGAGGCUUCGCAUUCUGAACCUCGACGAGAAUGCUUUUGAAUCGUUACCGUUUGACCAACUUUCAAAGUUGCCACUGACAGAGCUGCUGGUUCGGAAGAAUAAACUCAGCGGGACAUUGAUCGAGUCUGGAGUCCAGAGCCUUCCCCAACUUCAGCUGUUAGACUGCUCGAGUAAUCAGCUCACUUACCUAGUGUCUCCCGAUGUGGCCCAACCACUGAGCUUGCCUUCGUUGCACCAACUGACGGUAUCGAUGAAUCGGUUAAAGUCCCUCCCGGACAUGAGUUCCUGGACCAGUAUACUGACGAUCAAUGCCGAGGACAACAGCAUCGCUGCUUUACCAGAUGGCUUCACGACGUGUGAGACGCUCAGACACGCCGGAUUCUCCAGUAACGACAUCCGAACAAUACCUCCGGAUAUUGCCCACAUGGAUGGACUGGCAAUGCUACGACUCACUGGAAACCCUCUGCGAGACAAGAAGUUCACGUCACUUACUACCGAAGAGCUGAAGGAUGCUUUGGCGGCGAGGCUACAGCCCUUGCCAGCCCACGACAUAAAUGGCGCGGCAGAGCACUCGGGGAACGGGCCCAACCGUGCCAGAGCAGCCAGCUCUUCAGUGACUAAUUCCUUGGGGAGGAUCACCAAUUCAGUAGGUCUGGAGGAGGAUGGUGACGGUGAUGACGACGAUGGCCGUUCAGACUACGAUGACUUUGCCACGCCGCCAACCUCGGCUCCCCAGUCGCCGGCUCGAUCGCGGUCCCAGACGCUGUCAAGUCAAACGUGGCCCAUGAAACCGGGUGGUGUCCUUGAUCGAUCUAAUACGCAGUCGUCGUCGCUGCACCCAGUCGUUUGCUCCAAAAUUGCGGCUGCCCACACUGUGCGCGAAGUGCGGCUCCAACACAAUACGUUUACGCAGUUCCCGAAUUCACUGUCGUUCUUCGCCGACACGAUCACGUCGCUAUGCAUGUCGCACAACCAACUGACGGGAGAGAGCUGGUUGACGGAGCAGAUGGAUCUCACGGCGUUACGGGAGCUGCAUCUACAGUCCAACUUCUGCACGAGCCUGACGCCCCUGACGACGUAUCUGUGUGCGCCCAACCUAGAGAGACUUGAUGUGUCGUUCAACCGGAUCGUGCGGGUACCAGCUCUGCGAGACUUCUUCCCGAGCCUAACGGUCCUUCUGAUAUCUAAUAACCGGCUGGAGGAGCUCGACCCGGACUCGGUGCAGGGAAUGAAGAUUGUCGACGCCAGCAACAACGAAUUGGCACACCUCAACCCUCGACUUGGGCUGCAGAGCCUAGAGAGGUUGGACGUGAUGGGAAACCGCUUCCGAGUUCCUAGGUGGAACGUUCUUGAGCGUGGGACCGAGGCGACUCUUCGAUGGCUGAGAGGGCGUGUCCCCGUUGCCGAGAUGGCGGAAUGGCGAGCAAAGGCGGGCAGGGGUGAGUCGGAAUCAGCUGGCGAAGUCGACUAA
Anthostomella pinea is the source of this 3552-nucleotide messenger RNA. Lineage: Eukaryota; Fungi; Ascomycota; Sordariomycetes; Xylariales; Xylariaceae. The record is from the annotation of a GenBank genome assembly.